GAAGGGGACGCAGCAACGCGCCGCAGCGCACGGCGCGCGCAACGUGACCGUCCGCGAGGCCCUUCACGUGACGUCGCCGCCGUCCUCCAAUGGGGACCGACCUCGGCGUCGGGUCACGUUGAAGACGUCGUGCUAUGCCGUUAGCGCGUCGUACGAUCGUUGUGUCGCUCUUCCGCCGUUCAGCCGCCUCAACAUGAUGUCGCCCGGCGCAGCGCCGCGUCACUGUUUCGCCGCGACCUCGAGCACCGGUUGAGCGCGUCUGCCUGCGCGUCGCAACAGCAGCAGCACUGGGAUCUAGACCUCGGUUCAGACACCGCAAGCCGGCCCAUGGGCAGGGCGACCAGCUGCCGGGAUCCAGCAAGGCGUCCGUCGUGAUGGCCGCCAUGUCGCAUGCUCCGGCGCCGCACCAUCAGCAACAGGUGACGUCCGUGGGCGGUGGCGGCAACAACGGCGACCGACACGUGGUGCACUGGUUCCGCAAGGGACUGCGGUUACACGACCAGCCCGCGCUCAGGAUGGGUCUUCAGGGGGCGCGCACGUGCCGGUGCGUGUACAUUCUGGAUCCGUGGUUCGCAGGAUCAUCCAAUGCCGGCGUCAACAAGUGGAGGUUCCUCCUGCAGAGCCUCGAGGAUCUGGACGCACGGCUGCGGAAGCUCAACUCACGCCUGUUUGUUAUCCGCGGACAGCCGGCCGACGUGUUCCCCAAGCUGUUCAAGGAAUGGCGCGUGACUCACCUGACGUUCGAGCAAGAUCCGGAGCCGUACGGCGCGAUUCGCGACCAGAAGAUCACGGCGCUGGCACACGAGAUGGGCGUAAGCGUGGUGUGCGAACCGUCGCACACACUGUACCCGCUGGAGCGCAUCCUGGAGCGGCACGGGGGCAGGACGCCGCUCACGUACCGCCAGUUCCAGGGCGUCGUGGUGGACAUGGAGCCGCCGGCGCAGCCCCUGCCGGCGCCCGAGACCCUGCCGCGGACGCCCAUUGACGAGGAUCACGACGAACGCUUCGCCGUGCCCACGCUCGCCGAGCUAGGUUUUGACAUGGACAAUCUCAAGGCAGCCGUGUGGCCCGGAGGUGAAACGGAAGCAUUAGCGCGGCUAGAGCGACACAUGGAACGCAAGCAGGCGUGGGUGGCGAGCUUCGGCAGCCCAAGGAUGACUCCCAAAGCACUGCUGGCCAGUCAGACAGGCCUGAGUCCGUACCUGAGGUUCGGCUGCCUGUCGGCCCGCCUCUUCUACCACCAGCUGGCGGACCUCUACCGAAAGAUAAGGAACUCGAACCCGCCGCUGUCGCUUCAGGGCCAGCUGCUGUGGCGCGAGUUCUUCUACUGCGCGGCCACGCGCAAUCCAAACUUCGACCGCAUGCACAACAACCCUAUGUGUGUGCAGAUACCCUGGGACGUCAAUGCCGAAGCACUCGCCAAGUGGGCCAACGGCCAGACAGGCUACCCGUGGAUUGACGCCAUCAUGCGACAGCUACGCGAAGAGGGCUGGAUCCACCACGUGGCGAGGCACGCAGUCGCCUGCUUCCUGACACGUGGCGACCUCUGGCUUUCCUGGGAGGAGGGCAUGAAGGUCUUCGAUGAGCUGCUCCUGGACGCCGACUGGAGUGUCAACGCGGGCUCCUGGAUGUGGCUCUCCUGCUCGUCCUUCUUCCAACAGUUCUUCCACGUAUACUGCCCCGUGCGAUUUGGACGCAAGGCUGACCCUUCAGGAGACUACAUUCGGAAGUAUGUGCCAGUAUUGAAGCACUUCCCCAACAACUACAUCCACGAGCCUUGGACUGCGCCGGAGUCGGUGCAGGUGGCCGCACGAUGCGUCGUGGGUCGUGACUACCCACUGCCCAUGGUCAACCACCAGGUUGCCUCACACAUCAACCUGCAGCGUAUCCAACAGGUCUACCAGCAGCUCACGCAGUGUGUCAAGGCACCAGGCCUGUUCCCAAGCCUGCCAUCAGCCUCCCCCACAGAGUGCAACAAGCAGAACAACCACUUUAUCAAUGAUCGCAAGCUCAGGACCAACAAGAACUCCAGGGAAGAUGAAGAGGAAUCCAUGGAAGGUGUGGUCUAGAAGGUCAUUUCCUGGCACAGCAUUCCCUGAACUUCUGACUCGCCACACUGCUGCCAAUUGGGCUUCAUAUGCAUGGGUCCAAACAUGUGCUGGCCCAAGCUCUCUACUUCGGACAUGUGAAUCACACCCGGAUUUGAUGCAAAGACUUUGUGUAGCAUAUUCUUUGUGACAAAAAACAGCCUCGCAAGGUACCAA
This is a messenger RNA of Dermacentor albipictus, 2264 nucleotides long. Its product is annotated as cryptochrome-1-like. The record is from RefSeq and is a predicted model, not a curated record. Gene Ontology annotation, biological process: circadian regulation of gene expression; negative regulation of DNA-templated transcription; entrainment of circadian clock by photoperiod. Gene Ontology annotation, cellular component: cytoplasm; nucleus. Lineage: Eukaryota; Metazoa; Arthropoda; Arachnida; Ixodida; Ixodidae. Gene Ontology annotation, molecular function: FAD binding; DNA binding.